Saccharomyces kudriavzevii IFO 1802 is the source of this 2727-nucleotide messenger RNA. RefSeq names its product chaperone ATPase HSP104 (gene HSP104). Gene Ontology annotation, biological process: cellular response to heat. The transcript has a single exon. The coding region runs from base 1 to 2727 and encodes 908 amino acids. Lineage: Eukaryota; Fungi; Ascomycota; Saccharomycetes; Saccharomycetales; Saccharomycetaceae. Gene Ontology annotation, molecular function: ATP hydrolysis activity; ATP binding. Gene Ontology annotation, cellular component: cytosol; cytoplasm. The record is from RefSeq and is a predicted model, not a curated record.
AUGAACGACCAAACGCAAUUCACAGAAAGGGCCCUAACGCUUUUGACGUUGGCCCAAAAAUUGGCUUCAGACCAUCAACAUCCUCAAUUACAGCCUAUACAUAUCCUGGCUGCCUUCAUUGAAACGCCUGAGGAUGGAUCUGUCCCAUAUCUACAGAACUUAAUCGAAAAGGGCCGUUAUGAUUAUGACCUUUUCAAAAAAGUGGUUAAUAGAAAUCUGGUCAAGAUCCCUCAACAACAACCUGCACCCGCAGAGAUUACUCCAAGUUAUGCUCUGGGUAAAGUAUUACAAGACGCUGCCAAGAUUGAAAAACAACAAAAGGACUCAUUUAUAGCGCAAGACCACAUAUUAUUUGCUCUUUUCAACGAUUCCUCUAUUCAACAAAUCUUCAAGGAAGCUCAAGUGGACAUCGAAGCCAUUAAACAACAAGCCCUCGAACUCCGUGGUAAUAGUAGAAUUGACUCCCGUGGCGCUGAUACCAACACACCUUUGGAAUAUUUAUCAAAGUACGCCAUUGACAUGACCGAGCAAGCUCGUCAAGGUAAGCUUGAUCCUGUCAUUGGUCGUGAAGAAGAAAUUAGAAGCACUAUCAGAGUCCUAGCAAGGAGAAUUAAGUCCAACCCAUGUUUGAUCGGUGAGCCAGGUAUUGGUAAGACCGCCAUUAUUGAAGGUGUUGCCCAGAGGAUCAUUGAUGAUGAUGUGCCCACUAUUUUACAGGGCGCUAAAUUAUUCAGUUUGGAUCUAGCUGCUCUUACCGCCGGUGCCAAGUAUAAGGGUGAUUUCGAGGAAAGAUUUAAGGGUGUUUUGAAGGAAAUCGAAGAGUCAAAAACUUUAAUCGUCUUAUUCAUCGAUGAAAUUCAUAUGUUGAUGGGUAACGGUAAAGAUGAUGCUGCUAACAUCUUGAAGCCAGCUUUGUCCAGAGGUCAGUUGAAAGUUAUUGGUGCCACCACAAAUAAUGAAUACAGAUCUAUAGUGGAAAAGGAUGGUGCCUUCGAGAGAAGAUUCCAAAAGAUUGAAGUCGCCGAACCAACUGUUAGGCAAACUGUCGCUAUUUUGAGAGGUUUACAACCAAAAUAUGAAAUCCAUCAUGGUGUAAGAAUCCUGGAUAGUGCCUUAGUCACAGCCGCUCAAUUGGCCAAACGUUACCUACCAUAUAGAAGACUGCCAGAUUCCGCUCUAGAUUUAGUUGAUAUUUCGUGUGCUGGUGUCGCCGUCGCAAGAGACUCUAAACCAGAAGAACUGGACUCUAAGGAACGCCAGUUACAAUUGAUUCAAGUGGAAAUUAAGGCUCUGGAAAGAGAUGAAGAUGCUGACUCUACUACUAAGGAUAGAUUGAAAUUUGCAAGACAAAAAGAAGCCUCAUUGCAAGAAGAAUUGGAGCCAUUAAGACAACGUUACAAUGAAGAAAAGCAUGGCCAUGAAGAACUAACACAAGCUAAAAAGAAAUUAGAUGAACUGGAAAACAAGGCUCUUGAUGCUGAACGUAGAUAUGAUACUGCUACUGCUGCUGAUUUAAGAUAUUUUGCUAUUCCAGAUAUCAAGAAGCAAAUUGAAAAUCUUGAAGAACAAGUCGCUGAGGAAGAAAGCCGUGCUGGUGCAAACUCCAUGAUUCAAAACGUGGUCAAUUCGGAUACUAUUUCCGAAACAGCCGCAAGAUUAACUGGUAUUCCUGUUAAGAAACUAUCAGAAUCUGAAAAUGAAAAGUUGAUUCAUAUGGAACGUGACCUAUCUUCAGAAGUCGUGGGUCAAAUGGAUGCCAUCAAAGCUGUUUCCAAUGCGGUGAGAUUGUCUAGAUCAGGUCUAUCCAAUCCAAGACAACCUGCAUCUUUCUUAUUCUUGGGUUUGUCAGGUUCUGGUAAGACUGAAUUAGCCAAGAAGGUUGCUGGAUUUUUGUUUAAUGACGAAGAUAUGAUGAUCAGAGUUGAUUGUUCUGAAUUAAGUGAAAAGUACGCAGUUUCAAAAUUGUUGGGUACCACUGCAGGUUAUGUUGGUUAUGAUGAAGGUGGGUUCUUGACCAACCAACUGCAAUACAAGCCAUACUCUGUUUUGUUAUUUGAUGAAGUGGAAAAGGCUCAUCCGGAUGUUUUGACUGUUAUGCUACAAAUGUUGGACGACGGUAGAAUUACUUCUGGUCAAGGUAAGACAAUUGACUGCUCCAAUUGUAUUAUCAUUAUGACUUCCAAUUUAGGUGCUGAAUUCAUCAAUUCUCAACAAGGAUCCAAGAUCCAGGAACUCACCAAGAAUCUGGUCAUGAAUGCUGUUAAACAGCACUUCAGACCAGAAUUUUUGAACAGAAUUUCCAGUAUUGUUAUCUUCAAUAAACUAUCGAGAAAGGCUAUCCAUAAGAUUGUAGAUAUUCGUUUGAAAGAAAUUGAAGAGAGAUUUGAGCAAAAUGACAAGCAUUAUAAGUUGAAUCUGACCCAAGAAGCUAAGGACUUCUUAGCCAAAUAUGGUUACUCUGAUGAUAUGGGUGCACGUCCAUUAAACAGAUUAAUUCAGAACGAAAUUUUGAAUAAACUAGCACUUAGAAUUCUGAAGAAUGAAAUUAAGGACAAGGAAACAGCUAAUGUUGUUUUGAAGAAGGGUAAAUCCCGUGAUGAAAACGCUCCUGUAGAAGCUGAAGAAUGUCUGGAAGUCUUACCAAACCACGAGGCUACUGUAGGUGCCACAACAUUGGACUAUGACGAUAAUGAAGAUAGCAUGGAAAUCGAUGACGAGCUAGAUUAA